This is a messenger RNA of Chlamydomonas reinhardtii, 1538 nucleotides long. RefSeq lists its product as uncharacterized. Gene Ontology annotation, cellular component: cytoplasm. Bases 51 to 1031 code for a protein of 326 amino acids. The record is from RefSeq and is a predicted model, not a curated record. Lineage: Eukaryota; Viridiplantae; Chlorophyta; Chlorophyceae; Chlamydomonadales; Chlamydomonadaceae. Gene Ontology annotation, biological process: negative regulation of protein localization to cilium. The transcript is spliced from 8 exons.
CUCUGCAGCAGUUACUUUGGUAUUUCAAGUUAUUGUUGCCUGUGUGGAGCAUGUCAAUACAACUCUCUGAAGAUGGCGAGCUGCAGGUGCAGGGCUACCUGCGCUUUGCAAAGUUAAAGCGCGACCAGCAUGUGCGAGAAGUCGUCUCAACGAUCAAUGACUUCAAAGCCGACCACCUCCGCGCUGGGGACAUGUACAACUACAAGGAGCUCACACAGAUGUUCACGGAGCUGGCAGAUGACACCAAGAAGCUCAUGGACAAGGAGAUCCAAAACGCGUACCACACCAACGCGCUGUUGGUGAAGAUUCUGUUGAGCCAGGCCCAGGCGCAGGGCCUGGAGCUGGCGGUGGACACCAACUCGCUGGAGAAUGAGUUCCUGCUCAAGCAGAUCAGCAGCAGUGAGGCCACUGCGCUGUCCCGGCCCGCGUCCGACUUUGUGCGCCGCAACACGCAGCUCGGCCGCCUGGGCACUGUGGCCACGGUGGCCACACAGGACCCGGCUGUCGUGCGGGAGCGGGAUGCGCUGCGGGCGGAGCUGCAGGAGGCCAAGGAGCGCAUGGCCAAGCUGCAGGAGGAGACCACCAAGGUGAUGCGCGACCGCACGACGCUCAACAACCAGCUGAACUCGCUGCGUGACGAGCUUGCGGCCAAGGACACGGCGCUGCGGGCGGCGCUGGGCGACAAGGAGGCGGCGGUGGCGGGCCUGAGCAACAAGAUGGCGGCACUGGAGGCAGCGGGCCGCGGUGGCGUGUCGGCGGAGGCGGCGGCGGCGCUGGAGAAGAAGGCAGGCGGCCUCGGCGGUCAGCUGGCAGCCGUGCAGGAGGAGCUGCAGGCCGCCCGCAACCAGCUGGCGCUCAAGGACAAGGAGCUGCGUGCGGCGUCCGAGGCGCUGUCGGGCAAGCUGCAGGAGAGCAAGCAGUUCCUGGCCAUGAAGCAGAUGAUGCAGUCCAAGAGCCAGGAGGCGGCGGCGCUGCGCAAGCGGCUGGAGCAGUAUGAGCCGCAGAGUGUGCCCAGUGCAGACACCGCCUAGGCGGUAGGCAGGAGGGCAGGUGGGGUUAGCCGUUCAUGUGUGUGGGCGUGAUUGUUUCCAACAUUCCAUGAGAAGGGCCCCGGGGCAUCUGUGUCAACGUGCGUACAGGCAUUUUGUCGUGUGGAGAGUAAAGGCAUUCCGCUAUGUGGAACAGUAGGUCCUACACCUGUGUGCGGCCUAGCGCUGGUCGAGCAGGCUGUACGUCGCUGCGGGGUGUUAUUAUCGCACCGCGGUCACCGCUCCAGUGGACGUCCUGGUAAAUAUUAUGAAGAGCCAGACCGGAGCGUGUGGACUUCGUCUUGAAUACAGAUGCAUUGUGGCAAGUUCACGAGCGGGCAAGUCACGGCCAGUCACGUAGGGCCGUAGGGGGCAACCUGGGUAGUGAAGUUGCCCCUGCAGGUCGGCUUGGCUAGUGUGGGUUCUGGCCUGCUGGGCCCUGCCCACCUGGGCAUGUGUGCACAUGUGCCCGCACAGCACGCAGCGCACUCCAUGUAACCACUUUGAGAC